UAAGAGCAAACAAACCAUUUACUAAACGUCAGUCACACAUUAUCAACCGCGCAAAAUAGGUUCUGACUUAAAGAUCCAGGGAUUAGUGUGGGUUCGGAAGCCCAACCAUCAUGUGGUUGAGCUGUUUUUGUGGAGCAGUCGGGUUGCUAUUUCUCUUUCACCUCGAUGAAGUCAUGUGCGUAUCAAAUGUCAAUUUUGCUCCUUGAAAAACUGCCCAUAUGACGUCAAGCCCAAUCGACUGCCACACAUUGCAUGCAAUCACACCGGAAAGUGGUCUACGAACUGUGGUAACAAGCCAACGCUGCUCUCCGUAACCAAAUCGAUGCAGCUCUAUAUCCUGAGCAUGCACAAUAGUCUGCGAUCGAUAGCAGCCGCGGGAACCACUAGCAUUCCACGAUCCGGCAGAAUGCUCAAGCUGAGCUGGGACACGGCGCUGGAGAAGGUGGCCUCGCUGUUGGUCAUGGAGUGUGCCCUCCAUCAUGGGCGGCACUGCCUCUCCACGGAAGACUUCGAUGCGCCCGGAGUGAAUACCGCUUACAGAAAGUUCAAGCGGCGGCAGGAGCCAUUCAAGAUCAUCAGGUCGCAGAUUAAUGCGUGGUAUGACGAAAAUAAAUACCUGGAGCAUCAGAGCUUGCAGACUGCAUCCUUUAAAUCUGAAAAAGAGACCGGACACUUCCUGAACAUGAUGGUGAAUCCCAGCAGUGACUUGGGCUGCGCCGUGGCCCUGACCCAAAAGAAUGGCUACUACCAGCAGUGGCUGGUCUGCCUGUACAGCUGUUCCCCCAAACAGGCGGAGCCCAUCUGGGAGUUCCGAGGACAUCCGGGCAGCUUGUGCAUCGGCGGGGUGGAUCCCAGGCACUCCAGUCUUUGCGACAUCUCGGAGCCGGUCGAAAACUGCCGACUUUUGGGCUUCAAGGAAGGGCGUAGCGCCAUUGCACCGGGAAAGGAAUUGGCAUCGGUCAUAAGGAGCCAUAUGGCUUCACAUCCAUAGACGACAUAGACGACACAUAGAGUCAUAAUGGUCACCUCCCACUACACUUCCCGUCAUCUGCAUCUUCUGUCCAAGUUGCUGCAUUGUAAUUUUAAACCCUCUCAACUAAUAUUUAAAGGUUUGAAGAUUAUCAGAGUCUUGAGAAAUUUUAGAGAAGUUUGUAAAAUAUUAAAAAAAAAAAUAGGAAUUAGGAAAUUGCUCAUAAUUAUACAAUAUAUUGAACUCCCAAUCAUAAAAGAA
Messenger RNA from Drosophila gunungcola (fruit fly), 1231 nucleotides. Its product is annotated as antigen 5 like allergen Cul n 1-like. The transcript is spliced from 3 exons. The record is from RefSeq and is a predicted model, not a curated record. Lineage: Eukaryota; Metazoa; Arthropoda; Insecta; Diptera; Drosophilidae. Bases 323 to 991 code for a protein of 222 amino acids.